Gossypium raimondii (Peruvian cotton) is the source of this 1574-nucleotide messenger RNA. Its product is annotated as gamma conglutin 1. The coding region runs from base 63 to 1340 and encodes 425 amino acids. Lineage: Eukaryota; Viridiplantae; Streptophyta; Magnoliopsida; Malvales; Malvaceae. Gene Ontology annotation, biological process: proteolysis. The transcript has a single exon. Gene Ontology annotation, molecular function: aspartic-type endopeptidase activity. The record is from RefSeq and is a predicted model, not a curated record.
UCCCCCUUUAUUUCCUCACCGCUUACCCUCUUCUUGCAUCACUGUGCAGGCAUUGAGCUUUCAUGGCUUCUUCUUUCCUUCUUUUCCUUCUCAUUUUCCUUUCCGUUUCUUCUUUCAUCCUUUUAUCUGAAUCUCAAAAGACUUCGAAACCGAACAGGUUCGUUUUGCAGCUGCAAAAAGAUUCGAAAACUAAACUUUAUGUGACUAACAUAUACAAGAGAACUCCUUCACAGAAAGUCCCAUUUGUUGUGGACUUGAAUGGAAGGUUACUAUGGGUUACUUGUGAGAAAAGUUACCGUUCGUCCACCUACCAUGCCCCUAGGUGCCGCUCGACUCAAUGCUCUAGAGCUGACAGUCACUAUUGCCACAUAUGCUCCACCAGAGAUGGACCAGGGUGCCAUAACAACACAUGUGGGGUCAUGUCAAUGAACCCUGUGACAGGCCUUACCGCCAUGAGUGAGCUUGCACAAGAUGUGCUAUCAAUUCAAUCCACUCAAGGGUCUAACCCUGGUCCAAUGGUUAGGGUCCCUCAGUUCUUGUUCACUUGUGCACCUUCCCUUUUACUGCAAAGAGGGUUACCAAGUACUGUUCAAGGGGUGGCUGGAUUGGGGCAUUCCCCCAUUUCUCUACCAACUCAACUGGCCUCACACUUUGGGUCUGCUGGUUUUGCCCCAACGUUUGCCCUUUGUUUAGCCCCUAAAGGUGUCAUGUUCUUUGGGGACAGCCCUUAUUAUAUGCUGCCUAAUGUUGAUAUAACACGACCAUUAAGCUAUACUCCACUUAUCAUCAGUCCCCAAGGAGAGUACUACAUGGAAGUUAAAUCCAUCAAGAUAAACGACAAGGAUGUCCCGAUAGACACAGCACUGUUAUCGAUCAAUAAACAAAGCGUCGGAGGCACGAAGCUCAGCACAAUCAACCCUUACACCAUUCUACACCACUCAAUCUUCAAAGCUGUCACACAAUUUUUCUCCAAGGAGCUCUCUGCUAUUCCCCAAGUAAAACCAGUUGCGCCAUUCAGUGCCUGUUUCAACUCGAAAAGCUUCAAAAACAGCAGGGUUGGACCAGGGGUUCCUAACAUCGACCUUGUGCUCCAUGACAAGCAUGUUAUGUGGAGGAUUUAUGGAGCAAACUCCCUUGUUGAAGCUGCACCAGGAGUGUCUUGCUUAGCUUUUGUGGAUGGAGGAAUGAAGAACAAUGGAGCUUCGAUUAUUAUUGGGGCUUACCAAAUGGAGAAUAAUCUGGUACAGUUUGAUAUGGCAAGAUCAAGGCUUGGUUUCAGUUCUUCCCUGCUGUUCUACAAGACUUCUUGCAAUAAUUUCAACUUCACUGCUAUUCCAUAAAAACAAAAGUGCAAGCUUCCCAGUAAGGGUCACUUUUGCUUGGUUUAAGUUUCCACUACCCCAAUGUGAUAAACGGAAUAAUUAGAGCUAUACAUACACAUAUAUGUGUAUGUAUUGAUCUAUGUAUGUAAAUGUGUAUUGCAAUAAAGGCCAUCUCUAUGUGUUUUGGCCCUUUCACUUUUUUUUGGGAAUGUAAUCAAAAUGAUUAAUUCUGAAAAGGAAUUGCUCUCCGUA